AUGACCUUGAGAAAGGCAAAAAUGUCCUCUCGCUUAGCUGAUGAAAGGGAACAAUUCAAGAAAGAUUGCUCCGUUUUGAACUCAUCAGUAGCAGAACUGACGCAGAAGCUUGAGCACUGUGAGAAUGAGAGAAGUAACUUGAAUCAAACAAUACAGGAGCUCAAGACUAUGAUUGUCCAUUUGGAAAAAGACAAGGAGGCUUUGUCAUCACAGCUGGAAGAAAACUGGAAACUGAUUAAAAAAAUAGAGCCUUUCAGAGAUGUCUUGGAUAAUUUUGAAAUGGAAAAAAAAUUCUUGUUGGAAAGAGACAAAUAUACAAGUGAGCAAAUGGAAAGAUUGACCAAAGAAGCCAUUAAAAACAUGGGUCACCAAAACCAUCGCCAGAAAGUCAAAUAUGUGGAGACUUUGAAAAAGAUUGCUCCGGUGAUUGCUACUGCACAAUGUGACUCUUCCAAAAUGACGCAGACACCUGGUGAACCGAGAAUUCCUUUUAAAGGGAAAAAAAUGCUGUCUGAAUCUGAGUGCAUGUGCCCAGUAUGCAUUAGCUUAAUCAUCCUACCUGUAACGUUCCCCUGCAAUCACUCACUGUGUUUACAAUGUUACAAGGAAACAGUGGAAAAAGCCAACCUCUCAUGUCCAGUCUGCAGGAAGCGCAUUUCAGUUUGGGCCAGGAAAAUAAAUUGAUAAACAUGGAAAAGUGGACAGACAUCCAAGAGGCCUUCCCUGAAAAAGUGAGGCGCAGGCUGGAAGCCAGUGAAGAAAGCAACAGUGAAGAUGAUCAAGAUAAUUUUGAAGCCCAGGAAAGACAACAAAUUUCCUGUCAUGGAGAAAUCAGACAAGAAUAUGAAGCUGCUAUCCAGCAGAUUCAGCAAAGAAAGGACGAAGAGGCAAAGAAAGAGGAGGAGGCCAGUAAAGUAAAUUUUGAAGCUCUGCAACAGGAAGAAUUUUUGUCAGAAAAUGUGGAAAUAGAAGAGAAAGCACUGAUGCUUGAAAAG
Biomphalaria glabrata is the source of this 995-nucleotide messenger RNA. RefSeq names its product hyaluronan mediated motility receptor-like. The coding region runs from base 1 to 684 and encodes 227 amino acids. Lineage: Eukaryota; Metazoa; Mollusca; Gastropoda; Planorbidae. The record is from RefSeq and is a predicted model, not a curated record. The transcript has 7 exons. Gene Ontology annotation, molecular function: ubiquitin-protein transferase activity; nucleosome binding. Gene Ontology annotation, biological process: double-strand break repair. Gene Ontology annotation, cellular component: site of double-strand break; nucleus.